Molecule: messenger RNA, 1404 nt
Organism: Mesoplodon densirostris (Blainville's beaked whale)
Lineage: Eukaryota; Metazoa; Chordata; Mammalia; Artiodactyla; Ziphiidae
Gene: PI16
Product: peptidase inhibitor 16
Exons: 6
Coding region: 16-1404 (462 amino acids)
Cellular component (GO): extracellular region
Source: RefSeq, a predicted model, not a curated record
AGAGGACUGGCCAACAUGCACAACUUCCGCAGCCUCCUGGCCCUUCUGCUGCUGCCGCUGCUACUGCUGGGGGCUGCCAUGGGCCCUGCCGGAGCCCUCAGUGACGAUGAAAAACACGUGAUGGUGGAGCUGCACAAUCUCUACCGAGCCCAGGUGUCCCCGCCGGCUGCCAACAUGCUGCAAAUGAGGUGGGACGAGGAGCUGGCCGCCUUCGCCAAGGCCUAUGCGCAGCAGUGCGUGUGGGGCCACAACAAGGAGCGCGGGCGUCGCGGCGAGAACCUGUUCGCCAUCACGGACGAGGGCCUGGACGUGCCUCUGGCCAUGGAGGAGUGGCACCACGAGCGCGAGCACUACAACCUCAGCGCCGCCACCUGCGCCACAGGACAGAUGUGCGGCCACUACACGCAGGUGGUCUGGGCCAAGACAGAGAGGAUUGGCUGUGGUGCCCACUUCUGUGAGAAGCUCCAGGGCGUUGAGGAGACCAAUAUCCACUUGCUGGUUUGCAACUAUGAGCCCCCGGGGAACGUGAAGGGGCAAAGGCCCUACCAGGAGGGAACUCCGUGCUCCCAAUGUCCCUUGGGCUACCACUGCGAAAACUCCCUGUGUGAACCCAUCAGAGGCCCCGAAGAGGCUCAGGAUUUGCCUUACCUAGUAACUGAGGCCCCAUCUUCCCUGGCAACAGAAGCCUCAGGCUCUAGGAAAGAGGGUAUCACUUCUUCCUUAGCAACGGAAACUCCAUCCUUGGUAACAGAGGUCUCAGGCUCCCUGGCAACAAACGCUCUACCUGCUGUAGAAACCAAGGCCCCAUCUUCCUUAGUAACGGAAGACUCCCCUUCCAUGGCAACAGAGGCUCCACCUUCCUUAGCAACUGAGGUCCCUUCCUUAUUGGCAACUCACAGGCUACUCUACUUGGAUGAGAGACCGGCUACCCUCCCCAAAUCAACCCAUGAUCCUACCCCCAAAUCAGCAGACAAAGAGGCCAGCAGUACAAGAAUGCCCUCCAGGAGCCCAGAGAGUUCUCUGCAGCCCAAGAUGUCCUUGACGGGGACAUGGGAGCCACUACCCCACUCCCAGGAGGAGGGCGAGGCUGAGGCCGAGUCGCCUCAUUCCAUUGAGAUCUUGGCCUCAGUUUUUCCAGCGCAGGACAAGCCAGGUGAGCCGCAGGCCGCACUGGAGCACAAGGGACACACCUCCUCCAAGUCCCUGUCCAACUCCCCCAGUGCCUCUGCCACCGCUAAUGCCAUGGGUGGGCGUAUCCUGGCCCUGCAGUCCUCCUUGCCAGGUGCAGAGGGCCCUGAAAAGCAUGGCAUCAAGUCAGGGUUGAACUCGAGCCCUGGGCACGGCGGGGGCCUCCUCCUGGGACUGCUCCUACUGCCUCCCCUGGUGCUGGCUGGAAUCUUCUGA